ACUCCUUCGAUUGAUGCUCUCAGGCUUCCGUCGAGUCACUCAAUUAAAUCUACAAAAACGAUUGUUUAGAAUGUCAGAGAGUGCAAACUUACACAAAGAUGAAUUAACGGGCGAAAUGAUCUCCAAGACAGAAUUAAAGAGGAGACUCAAACUUAGAGAGAAUGAAGCAAAAAAGGCUUCAAAACCUAAGCCAGUCGAAUCAAAGAAGAAGGAAGACGAGGUUGAGUUAACCCCUAACCAAUACUAUGAGAUCCGUUCAAGGGCUAUUCAAAAACUUAGAGAGACUAAAGACCCUGAUCCAUACCCACACAAGUUCCACGUUGAACUUUCUCUCAAUGGUUUCAUCAACAAGUUUGAUUCUAACUUGCAAAACGGUGAUUCACGUAAGGAAGAAGUCGUCACCGUCGCCGGUAGAUUGCACAACAUCAGAGCAAGCUCCUCUAAAUUGAUCUUCUACGACCUUCACGGUGAUGGUACAAAGGUUCAGAUCAUGGCAAACGCCGCUGAACACGACGGUGAAGAUUUUACUAAAUCUCACGAAAUCCUCGCUAGAGGUGAUAUAGUCGGUGUUAAAGGUUACCCUGCUCGUACUAAGAAGGGUGAACUCUCUAUCGUACCAAAGCAAAUUCAACUUCUCACUCCAAACCUUCACCAACUUCCUAAAGAACACUAUGGUUUCAAAGAUCAAGAACAACGUUACAGAAAGCGUUACUUGGACCUUAUUCUUAACAGAAACGUUAGAGACAUUUUCGUCACACGCGCUAAAAUUAUCAACUACUUGCGUAAAUUCUUAGACAAUCUCGGUUUCUUAGAAGUUGAAACUCCAAUGAUGAACAUGAUCGCAGGUGGUGCAACUGCUAAGCCAUUCGUCACGCACCACAAUGAGCUCAAGUUGGACUUAUUCAUGAGAAUCGCACCUGAACUCUACCUCAAAGAGUUAGUCGUCGGUGGUUUAGACAGAGUAUACGAAAUCGGUCGUGUUUUCAGAAAUGAAGGUAUUGAUUUAACUCACAACCCUGAAUUCUCUAUCUGUGAAUUCUAUAUGGCAUAUGCUGAUAUGUACGACUUGAUGGACCUCACUGAGUCACUCUUCUCUGGUCUCGUCAAGCACGUUACCGGUGGUUACAAGAUUCAAUACCACCCAGACGGUAAAGGUGAAGGUAAGAAGUCAUACGAGUUGGACUUCACCACACCAUGGAAGAGAUUCAACAUGAUUGAAGAAUUAGAAAAUCAACUCAAGGUUAAAUUCCCAGAAGAUUUGGAAACUGAGGAAGCUAACAAGUUCCUCUCUGAUCUCUGUGCUAAGAACAACGUUGAUUGCUCUGCACCACGUACUACUGCAAGAUUACUUGACAAGUUGGUUGGUGAAUUCAUUGAAUCACAGUGCAUUAACCCAUCAUUCAUUAUCGGUCAUCCAAAGAUCAUGUCUCCAUUAGCAAAGCGUGACAGAAAGCAACAAUCAUUGACAGAAAGAUUUGAAGUUUUCGUUGCAACAAAGGAAAUUGCUAAUGCUUACACUGAACAAAACGAUCCAUUCAACCAAAUGGAAUCAUUCAAAGAGCAAAUGAAGCAAAAGGCUGCAGGUGAUGAUGAAGCCCAAGACAUUGAUGAGACAUUCAUCAACGCUCUUGAGCACGGUUUACCGCCAACAGGUGGUUGGGGAUGUGGUAUUGACAGAUUAGUCAUGAUGUUGACUGAUUCUUCAAACAUUAAGGAAGUAUUGCUCUUCCCUGCUAACAAGCCACUCCCUGGUACAAAUGCGGCAGCGAACGUCGAGAAAGCAGAUGAGCAACCAAAGCCAUUGGCUUAAAAAGAUUUCUUUAUUUAAAUUGUAGAUAAAGUAUAUAUAUAGAUAUAUAUAUAUGUUAUUAUUAUUAUUAUUAUUAUUAUAUAACGAUCUAGGUAAUUGACAACCAUCAAUGUCAUCAGCAGAUCUAGGAGAAGACAGUAAACUAACGACGAAAUUAUCUAGUUGGGUUAAU
Molecule: messenger RNA, 1982 nt
Organism: Wallemia mellicola CBS 633.66
Lineage: Eukaryota; Fungi; Basidiomycota; Wallemiomycetes; Wallemiales; Wallemiaceae
Product: lysyl-tRNA synthetase
Exons: 2
Coding region: 14-1810 (598 amino acids)
Biological process (GO): lysyl-tRNA aminoacylation
Cellular component (GO): cytoplasm; cytosol
Molecular function (GO): tRNA binding; lysine-tRNA ligase activity; ATP binding
Source: RefSeq, a predicted model, not a curated record